Molecule: messenger RNA, 375 nt
Organism: Salvia miltiorrhiza (redroot sage)
Lineage: Eukaryota; Viridiplantae; Streptophyta; Magnoliopsida; Lamiales; Lamiaceae
Source: the annotation of a RefSeq genome assembly
AUGCACCAUGUUGAUAGGAAUCGGCACUUCUUGUACACGUCCUCGAGGGCAGCAUUCAUGGCAAUCAUCACUAGUUUCUCCCGAGGAGGGCAUAGUAUGGCUUUGUUCUUGGUGUUGUUUCAUAGAUGUCGAGUGCCGCUUUUCCCCGUCCGAGAAUCUCCAUUUUCUAAGUGGGCGCGAGCUAAAAUCCUUAUGUCAGGUUGGUUGUUCAAUGUCUCUUUACCCUUUGCAUCUUCAUCUUUUCGAAAGCCCAGACCCGGAUCUGCAUUAGUCCUAUUUCAGGUGCAAAGCCUCUUUACUUUAAUAAUAAUAAAGACCUCUUUCUUUUCUUUCUCCCCCAUUUCUCAUCUCAUUUUGUUGAUUGAAAGAGAAUAA